This is a messenger RNA of Blastomyces gilchristii SLH14081, 5494 nucleotides long. RefSeq names its product chromosome segregation protein. Gene Ontology annotation, biological process: mitotic spindle assembly checkpoint signaling; protein localization to kinetochore; mitotic sister chromatid biorientation. The coding region runs from base 211 to 5019 and encodes 1602 amino acids. The transcript is spliced from 5 exons. NCBI's taxonomy places the organism in Eukaryota, Fungi, Ascomycota, Eurotiomycetes, Onygenales, Ajellomycetaceae. The record is from RefSeq and is a predicted model, not a curated record.
GGAUGACGCGACGAGACUACGGAAACUCUUGACUUGGGGACGACAACUCCGGAUAACGAUACAUAUAUACAAUACUGUAAUACUUCGGGCUGGCUGCGCGUGGGCAAUGGUGGACGUUAAUCCAUAUUUAUCAACCUGCUAAACUCUCAAUUCCCUUUCCGCUGCAACACAUAUUCCUACAUUUAUUCCUACAUCCCAUCCCGCAAACGCAUGGCGCCGACAAAGAACGAUUCUGCGGGGGCUGCGCGUGUGAGGUCUUGCCGGUCUUUCGCCCAGAUGCCCCGUCCUGGCGUUGGAUCUGGCGUUGAUAAGGAAAAUAUGACUGCGGAUCUGAGCGUUGUGAACGAGCAGAGAAAUGCGCCGCAGAGACCGACACGAUCGGAUAAAAAGAUGCGGAGUAAAAGUCUUGGGCCUGGCGGGUUGGAUGCGCUUCAGCAUGCAAAUGGCAAUAGACGGAAGUCAACCGCUCAAUUCCCAUUAAAGUCCAUUCUCAAACCUACGAUACCCGUCUCUCCCAUACGAAGUAUUCCAUCUUUCGAUGAAACGCGCAAACGAACUCCGGCUCGAAGUCCGCAACGCGGCUCCAAUUAUCGCCAAUCAAAUAGCCUGAAUGAAAAAAAUGAGCCCCCUAUUAACGUCUCUGAACCACCGUCAGCUCCCGUUGUCGGGGCAGAUCAUUUGGUCAAACCAUUUGAUACUUUUAAUCCUUCGGCUGUUAUCCAAAAUGCCAAAAUUGCGGUUCGCGCGGAGGGGGAACAAAUGGCUGCGGCUAGGGAAAGGGAAGAAGCUGAACAGCGAGAGCGCGAGAGACAGGCUAUUUUGGACCACAGGGCAGCAAGGCGAAAAUCGAUGGCAAAUCGUCGUGUAUCAUUUGCGCCAGAGGCCACACUACAUACUUGGAACGUAGUUGAAUUGGCUGAAGAUUCUACGUCUUCCUCCGCCUCGAAUUCUACCAGGCGCGCCUCUGCUUUGACGGAUCCAGCUCAACACACCCAAAAGCAAGAGCUGGAUAAUACUGAACCGCCAACGAACAAUCCACAUGACGAUCCAAAUUAUAGUGGCCAUGAUCCACAUCAAAAAUCACAUCGCAGCUCAGGCGUAGCUCACAGAGAUAUGUACAACCCCGACCCUAAUGAAGCAUUUUCUUCAAGUCCAUUUAGUGGAAGCUCGGCAGGUGGAAGUGAAGAGGCCGGCGAACAUGUUGUGGAUGGGGACAUGAAUUCCGAUGACGACGACGAUGACGACGAUGGGGCCACAUUGAUGAGUAUGGAGAAUAUUACCGAGCGAUCUAUUUCUACACAUUCCGAGGCUUCAAGCACUAGCGAUAGUGCGAGGCUAGAGCGAUCUUUACGCCAGGCUGCUCAACUAGCAGGCACCAAAGGAAUUGAAUACGAUGAGAAUGGUGACUUGUCUAUGGAAUUCACGAAUCGUGAAAUUGCUGGGGCAUUCCAACCUUGGGUUAAGAAGGGGGCAAAUAAACUUGACUUAGACUUGGAAGACUUAAGUGCUCGGCUGGACCAGGAGAAUGUUAAUCCUUUCUCUCACCCACUAUCGCAAUAUCAACCUCCAAAUAGGCAAUCUGAUGCCGGAUAUUAUGAUGAGAGUGAAGCAGAUAUGAGUAUGGAUAUAACCAAAGCCAUUGGAGGAAUAAUUCCGGGGAAACGGGACGAAACCUCACCACAUGGAAAGCCCCGCCGUAGGUCCGUUGCUUCAAACGAUGGCCAUUUGGACAAAGCCCGCCGGAUAUCGACCAGCGAGUUGUCAAAUCUCGGGGACCAAACUAUGGAAUUUACAAACGUGGUUGGCGGCAUAGCUCGUAAUCAUUCUCCUCUAAAGGGUAUCUCUGGGGACAGUGACGUUGGCAGUGAUGAAGAGAUGACCAUGGAAUUCACCUCAGCUCUUGGUAGUAUCCAGCAGGCGUAUCCCCAACUGACAGCCGCCGAAGAAUACGAGCACCGCUCCAACGAACCCGCUGAGUAUAGAAUUGAGGAGCUUGAUCAAGCAUCUGGUGAUGAAGAGAUGGAGAUGACAAGCGCAGUAGGAGGUAUUUUACCACCCAUUGAGGAACAAACUGAACCCCUGGAGGACGACGAAACCAUGGGUAUGGAAAUGACGAAUGCGCUAGGAAAAAUCUUACCGCCUCAAUUCAAUUUUAACAACAGGUCUCAAGGAAAGAUGUUGAUGGAAUUAGAAAGCGAUGCUGGUCAGAUUUUUAGCUCACCAUUCCAAGAGAACAUCGUUCCCUCCCCUCCGAAAAUCGCUGCUACCAUCGAACAGAACACUCCGAUCGUGUCUGAAUAUGGCAGCCCGACUGUAGCUAGUGUUAGACGCAGACAGGAUCGAAGAAGCGUGGGUCUAAGAGAAUCUACUACCCCUAGGGGCGGCUCUCGACCGUCAUCUCCAGUAAAAAAGACAACGAGCCCUUCUAAAAAACAGUUGACUCCACGGGGUAACAAGGCUUCGACUCCUGCUAAGACACCCCCGUCAAGCAAAGUCGCGUUUCGGAAUGCAUCCCCGAAAAGGCCUUUCGUGCCGGAACUUCGAGAAACCUCCACCAAGAAAACACCGCCCAGCUCAAGAAAGCUUUUCCAUCAUGAUAGCAUUACAGGCCAGGCCACUCCAUCCUUUGUCUUGCACCCUCACAGGCGGCCGUCGAGCGGCCUUGGUAUCGAUAGGGAAGGUCUCGGGUCACCGCGUGUUGCGGAAAUGCUAGAUAGGCGGCGAUCCAUCGGGGAGGACUCCCAAAGCUUUGUUCCACAGGGUCAAAUCUCUCAAGUGGUCCGAUUUGAUGACCCUCGGGAGCUCGAGGAGGAAAUUGAUAAGGAACGAGAAGAAGAAAGGGAAAGGGAGAUCGCAAUCACUAAAGCACCCAACAAUUCUCAGAAUGGGGAAUGCCCACCUCUUAACUUGAAAGAGCUAAUAUCGACCCUGACCCCUAAGAAAAAUAAACCAAAGCCACGAAAAAGCCUGCACGUGGGUGCAGCGGUAGGCCUGCUUGGGAAGCGCCCAGCUGAGCUAGAUCAGGAUGACGAAGACGAAGAAGCCUAUACUCCUAAACGACUGAGGGGUCGUGAUGCAAGCCCCGUCAAAAACAUUAAACUUCCUGCCCCUCCUUCCAUGGGCGAAACAGUCAGGCGAACAAUUCGAGCAUCAAGUUAUAAUGACCCUUGGUCGUCUCCAGGCAAGCCCGGGAGUACGACCCCCAAGGGAGUUCCUCUUUCUAGCCGGUUAGAUUUGUCCGCAGGUGAAGGUCAUACCGCCCAAUAUUCUGGUGCUGGCCCGGAAGGCAACCUGGGGAGCUAUUCCAACCAAGAACACGAGCCACAAGUUGAGCCAAUACAGCUUCAAGAUUUCCUGAAUAUGACUAACAUCCACUUUAUGGAACUAACCACAACAAAGAGGAGACAUACAUUGGCUCCGUCAAGUGAUAAUAAAAAGGCUACAUCAAAGAGAGAUGAUGAGGCUGUCAAAGGCAUAAGUUUCGAAGAUUGUGUGGCUGCUGGCUUUUGCACAGUUCCGAUGCUUGAAUUGUACCAACACUCGUGUCGUGAAUUGAAAUCGUAUAUAUCAGAGGGUCGGCGGAUUAUCCGGUCUAUUGAAACCGAAACGUACGCAGAUAACCCGCCUUUGUUCCAAGAAUACGUGACGGCGCCACCAGAUAUACGGUUGUUGAUGGACAACCAAUUUCGUAACGUCAAAGCUCACGCGCGCCUGCUAAGCAAGUCCAUGUGGUAUGAGUGGCGCAUGAAACUUUUGGAGGGCUUAAAAGAGGGACUUGAUCGUCACGUUGAAGAGAUGCAGAAUGAUGAUGCGGUUCUGUCGAAGAAAGAGGAUCUCUUAGAUCGUGUGGUGCCCCCUUUAGUCGAGAAACACGCAAGGCUUGAAACCGAAGCCCAGAAUCUCCAACGAGCCGUCGAUGAACUGGAAAACUGUGAUAAGGAAGAACUUCGUCAAGCGCGUGAACGGUUAGCUGCGUUAGAUGCGGAGAUUUCCGCAAAGAGGAAGUCAUUGGAGCAGUCACAGGCGGAGCUGGAAAACAAGAAGAGCAUAAUUAAAGCUGGAGCGGGAUUGAAAGAUGAGCUUUUGGCCCAGAUAGGUGAAGCGGAGCGAGUCACAGAAGAGUGCCGGGGUUGGAGUAUAAAGGAGGUUAAAACUCUGAAAGCUUCUGUUCGUGAACUUGAGCGCCAAACAGGCUGGAGUAUUUUAUCAGCUUCUUUGAAACCGAGCUCCGAAUAUGGCCCUGCUUUGAGAAUGCGAUAUCGCAAUGAGCUCCAGGUGGAUUUUUAUCCCGGCGCUUUCAACCUCAACCAAUCCACCCAGGCGUUGUCUGGCGGUAGCUCCUCCCCAGGAAACAAGAAUCUGCCUAUUACCCUUACUUACUCACCCAGCGUGACCCACGAGGCACGACAUGCAAGCAGCAGCCCUUCCCCUGAAAAGGCUCUUGUCCUCCAUGCGCUCCGCACGUGCGCCUCCCAACUCCCACACUCAUCAAUAAGCCCUAGACAAUUCCUUGCAGGCAUGGCGCGAGCAUGGGACAAAGCCAUUAGCCUUGGGGAUGAAAUACGCGCACUCGAUUAUUGCGGAAUCACAAGGGCGAAAGCCAUUGAAGCGAAGCCGUCCGAACCCACUUUAUUAGAGAUCCGCUGCAUGGUUCUCGGCUGGUCCUCCACGACCAUAGCUCCCGAAUCGACUGGAGGUGAUGCAAAGCAAAUAUCACCAUUGAAAUCAAGAAACGUGGAUGGCAAAGUCAGAGCGCGGAUCGAUGUCGAUUUUACGGUGAAGCCUCGACCCGCUCAAAGUGGGAAGGAUACUCCUGACAUGGAUAUUGAUGUUGAUAUCGAUGUCUCCGCUAGCAUAAUUUACGGCUCCUUGAGUUCGUAUGAAGGAGACGUAGGCCAAGCACAGAUUGGUGAUAUGUUAGAAAAGAUUAUUCAACAGAAGCAAGCUCCUGAGGCUAAGUUAGGGGGUGGGGUGUGGCGCGAUGCGGUGAAGAAAUUCGAAAGGAGAGUGUUCACGUAAGAAUGGAGUUUUGAUGUUAUCACUUUUGCCUCCCUUGGCUUUUUCCUCAUCUGUGACGGGGGGAAUCUGAUGUAUCUAACGAUUUUCUUCUAUUUGUUGUUUUAAAUGACGUCGUGAGAAACAUUGCAUUUCCAACGGCGCAUGGCUUCUGCGGUUUUAUUCACUCUGCUCCUGCUUCUUGUGGUUGACGAGAUUACUUUCUUGCUUGCUGUUUGUGUGGGGGUUUUCAAUCUUUCAACGAUGAUUUUGAUUUUCGAGAAACAAACUUGUUUUUGGUACGAUUUAAUUGCUUGAUUGAAGUAGAUCAAGAUUUAUUCAAGUUACUUUUAAGUUGCAUCACUCUUCGUAUGGCUGAUGAGCAGCAGCCCACCUAUAAAUUGACUGCUUCGGAAGUAAAUCUACACAGAUCUUUCGCCACUGCCGGCUGUUUUUCAGGGCGAAUGCAUGGUUGAAUACGAACUAGCUGCUUGGGUUA